CGAUCCGGUCCCGUCUUUGGUCAAAAUAGAGCAUAAACAAAAAGGUGCAUAAACAAAAUUUUGCAGAUAUAAACGGUUCAAUUUAUAUACCUGUAGAAAAAAGCGCAUCUAUUUCUCUCUCAAACAGAAGCCUUGUGAAAAACCCUAGCUGGAUCACACCAUGGCCGGUAUGUAUGGUCACGAAGGCGAUGGCACGGCUCAGCCUCCCAGAGAUAGCGGAUAUGGCGGUAGUGCCGGCGGUAGAGGUUAUGGUGGUUCCGGGGCAGGAGGAUACGGGUCCAAUGGCCGCGGAGCAUAUGCUGGUUCUGCAGGUGGAGGAUACGGAUCUGGCGGCGGAGGAGAAUAUGGAAGUUCUGCAGGUGCAGGAUACGGAUCUGGCGGGGGAGGAGGCGGAUACGGAGGAAGCGGUGGUGGUGGCGCAUACGGAGGAAGCAGUGGGGGUGGCGCAUACGGAGGAAGCGGUGGCGGUGGUGGUCACGGAGGAAGCGGUGGCGGUGGUGGUCACGGAGGAAGCGGUGGGGGAGGUAGUUAUGGUGGAAGAGGUGGAGGCGGUAGAGGAGGUGGCGGCUCGGGAGGAAGCGGUCGGGAUGGUGAUUGGCGGUGCCCUAACCCGAGUUGUGGAAAUUUGAACUUUGCUAGAAGAGUUGAAUGUAACAAAUGUGGUGAGCCUUCUCCUGCUGGUAAUGAUGAUCGUGGUGGCAGAGGUGGUAACAGUUAUAACAGAGGUGGUGGCGGAGGUGGUAAUAAUCGAGAUGGAAGGGGUAGGUUUGAUAGUGGAAGUGGAGGAGGUGGUAGAAGCAGUGCUUAUGGUGAUAACCAGGGAAGAGAUAACAGUGGUUAUGGUCAGGGUCCUCCUCCAGCCUAUGAUACCAGUUAUCCUCCACCUCCAAGUGGUGGUUAUGGUGGCAACAAUAACUAUUCUCCUGAUGCAGUUCCUCCUCCUGCAAGUUAUGGUGGUGGAACAACAUCCUAUCCUCCAUCAUAUGGUGCACCUGGUGGUUAUGGUGGCAAUGCUCCAGAAGAUGCCCGAGGAGGGGGUAGGUCAGUCCCUCCUGCUAGACAUGAUGGUGGGUAUAGUGGUGGUGGUGGUUCCUAUGGCACUUCUGAUGACGCUCCUCUAAAGGUCAAGCAAUGUGAUGAAAAUUGUGGUGAUUCUUGUGACAAUGCAAGGAUCUAUAUUUCAAAUUUGCCCCCGGAUGUGACCGUCGACGAACUUAGGGAACUUUUUGGAAGCAUUGGACAAGUUGCAAGAAUUAAGCAAAAGCGGGGCUACAAAGAUCAGUGGCCCUGGAGUAUAAAGCUAUAUACAGAUGAGCAAGGAAACAAUAAAGGAGAUGCAGUUCUCUCUUAUGAAGAUCCUUCAGCAGCCCACUCUGCUGGUGGCUUCUAUAACAACCACAUAAUGAGAGGUCACAAAAUAAGUGUAGCCAUGGCUGAAAAGUCUGCUCCAAAACCUGCACCUGCAUAUGGUAACAGGGGUGGCGGCAGAGGUGGAUAUGGUGGGGGUGGAGGUGAUAGACGUAGAGACAACUACAGGGAUGGUGGAGGCUCUGGUCCAGAAAGGAACUAUUCUGGUGGAAACAGAUCGCGCCCAUAUUGAAGUUUUCAAACAAGAAUGUUAUGUACUAAAUUUGUGAUGGAAGGUUUAUCUUUAAUUCAAGUCCCUGAUAUGUUCUCUCUUAGUUGGUGACUUAAAAGAGGGCGAAUGGAUGUUCUUCAAAUUGCUGCUAAGGUAGGUUGAAAUAUUCAGGUGAGUGUUGCUCCUAACAUACAUUACUCUCAGACUAGUUUUUAUAAAUGGUGCUUUAUAAUUGAAUUAUUAUAUCUUGCCUGCUGUUGGUAUUCUACAUGAGCAAAAAAUAAGCAUAUUUGCCUUUUGUGUUUUGGCCUUUGAUUAAAUCAUAUAUAAACCGUGUGUAUCCCUGCCUGAAGACCCUAUCGUUGCGUUCCAUAUUUUUGGGAGUGGAUGAUGUAUUAUUUUAAUUUGACAGGAGGAUUGAAAUAAAGCUUUUUCAUCUAGGAAAUAAGUAAAGAAGAGAACAGUCUUUAAGAAAGACAUUAGGGGAGGGAAGUGAAACGAGAGAGAUCAAUUUUUACGGUAAAAAAACAUUAUUCACCAUAUUACUAACCAGAAGAAAGAACAUUUACAUUAAACGUGUACAAAAGAAAAAAGAUUUAAAUGUUGGUUGUUAGAGUUGUUUGCUAUUUGAGAGGGAGGUUUUAAAUGUUGGUUGUUAGAAAGUCAAAUUUUUAUGGUACAAAACUUUUAUUAUCAUAUUAUUAGCCAGGAGAAGAAUACUUAAAAGUCGAUGUGUUAAAGAAAUUUCAGAUUUCUUUUGCAUUUCUUUUGAUGUAUGGUAGAGAGAGUUAAAUGAUGUUUUCUUAUGACUUGUUGAUAAAGUUGUGGUAUGAACUUAAUUUGCAAUAGAACUUAAUCUUGGUGACUUAGUUGUUACCUCCGUCAUUUGUACUCAUGUUUAUUUAUUUAUGACUUAAUUGAAGUGAUGACUUGUUCAUCCCGUCGAUACAACAACAUUUGAGUGGGUAAAGGGGGUUGAAUGCUUGGAUGUACGCAACUUUACCCUGUACUAAAUAACAUAGCGACUAUAUCUCCAUGACCCAUCGUGUUAGGCAUGCACCACUUAAAAAUUAAUAAUUGAAUGAAAGACCAUAUUCUGAAGGAGAGGUUUAUGAUAUUAGUAUUUUGAAUUGGGUGGGAGGUUGAUAAGCUAUAGAGUGUGCAUGGUUUAACUCAACAAACAUGUAGUACGUAGUACUACCUCCGUCCCUCAAAUGGAUCCUUGUUCACACUCAAAUUAUUUUUAGAAAAAAUUACAUAUUCAGAAACCACAUUAAAAGUUACAAAGUCUCAAAAAUCAGAAUCAAAUUUGACAAAAAUUUUAUACAUAAUGUCAGCUUAAAAGUGAUCUGUGUUGACCAAGUGGAGGUAGGGGUGGAGUGGGUUGGCUCUACCCGGCCUAGGAACCGGACUGGCCUGCCAUAGUGCCAUUGUGUGGGACUGGCCCGACCAGGUUGCCCGGGCUCGGGCCUAGGGUCCGAACGGGGGGUUUUGGGCCGGGUCACGGGUUUGGGGUUCUUUGGUACCGGCCGGGCCCGGUCCAGGCCAUUUUUUGUUUUCAAAUUCUUUGGGAGGUAAAUGGGUUGGGUUGAGUGUUUUGGAGGGGUUUGGGUGUGUGUGUGGGGGAGGGGGGUAGGAUGAAAUUAGAAAAGCAAAAAAAAAAAAAAAACAAGGUACCGGGCCUAGGCCUGGUAGAAUCCCGGGCCGGUUUUGGGCCUUAACCCAACAUGAAUAAGUCCGGUUUGGACUAGCCCAAAGGCCGGUUCAGAAACGGUCCAUGCCUAGGCGGAGGGAGUAGUUAUUUUCUAAUUUAACUCUAAUAAAUAGGGAUGUACUAGUAAAGCCAAUACUCAAUUAAUCUUUAUCUCCCAGAAUACCUAGCAAGCUAGCAUACCUCAUGAGUUUAUAACUUGUGAAGCCUCCUCAUAUCGUUUAACAGUUGAUCGUCAUAUCUCAAAGCGAUUUUAAUUAUAAUUCAUUCAAAAAUCAUCUUCCAAAUUUAUUUCUCCCAAAUACAAAGGACUUCUUCACCCUCCUCUCCCUUUCCCCUCCAACAACAUACUUCCAAAGCUUUCCCUCCCCUUCUAUCCAAACUCCCAAAUAUACCCUAGUAAUAUUAAGUUGAUUUUUUACUCAAUUCAGUAUGUUUGUUUACCACAUGAAAUAAACAAACUCCUAUAAAAAUGUUGCUUAAUUAGUAGACAUCUUAAGAUAAAGAGAAAUCUUCUAGGGAGGAUUUAUUAGGAAAAAAGUAAAUUGCUCAUUACUGGUUUGUCUCUUUCAAAAAUAUAUUUCUAUACACAAAGGGUUCCAUAUUUGUCAAUUUCUUUAUUAUUUCUAUACCUAACAAUCCAAGUACAAGUUAAAAUUAGUUAAUUACGUUAAAAUGAUUUCUAUAUCAUUUUAACAAAAUAUUUACUAUCAAUGACAUUUUAGUUCAAGCAGAGCGCAUAUGUUUGGGCUCGUAACUUCAUUCAUGCCAAGUUUAAAGCAUAUUUCUCCUUUAUUUGGUGUUUUAAUGAAUCAAAUUUAUACCAAGUUUUUCCUUCUGUGAUCCCCAUUUUUGGUUGCGGGAACAUGAUAUAUUUUAUUAAUUUAUCCUCGCAUUAGAAAGAGAUUGAAGAUGUUAAAUUAUUUAUUUUGUUAAUUACAUAUAGCGAUGUGUUUUAAUGUUUCCGAUCAAUCAACAAACCAUGGUUCUAUGCUUCGGUGCUUCACACAUUUAAUUGGAGUAUGUUGUCGGGGAAAAGAUAGGCUUACAGAAUCUUGUGCAAACAGCAAACUCCUGUCUAGGAUAAUAUCUGUUUAUUACUUUUUUCUUGCAUUAUAAAGAGAUCGAAGAUGAGAAAUUAUUUACUUUGUUUAUUUAUUCAUUCUUACAUUAGAAAGAGAUUGAAUAUGAGAAACUAUUAAGAAUCACAUUAUUUAAGUAGAUACCUCUUUCAUCUUCGGGAGCAAGGGCACACGUUUGUUCGUAAUGCUCUUAUUGAGAAAUUCUAAUAUGGGAUAAAAAUGUCUAGUCAGCUAUAAUUAUAUUUUGUUUAAUAUGGUUAUCAAUAUUGUUACAAUUGCAAGACUAUCUGUUAUGUGAAAACCUUAUGUGAGCAACUAUAAGUGAACAUAGGGGAGUAUGAAUUAUUUCACGAAUGACGUUUUUAUGAAGCACUAGUAAUCUAGUAUAAUAUUAGUAGUCGUGCGACAUUAUUCCACUCUUUGUAUUACAUACUAAAUUAUUUAAAAUCAAAGUACCUUUAAUAAAAUUUGAGUUUGCACUCCAUGUUUUGGGUGAUAUUUGAUUUUACACCUCAUUUUUGAAAUCAUUAAUGUGUGCACCUCAUUAGCUCAAAAAUUGUGAAAGAGGGGGUGCAAAGUCAAAUGAUUUUAUACUAAAUUGGGUUGCAUACAUUAAUGAUUUUUAAAAUAGGGUGCAAAGUCAAUUUUCCCUAAUAAAAUUUAAGUUAAUUCAAUAAGUACAUCAAAAUUAUGAACUCUUUGUUAAUUAAAGUUAUACGACAAUGACAUUUUAUACACACGUUAGAGGCGGAGUUAGGGGAUUGGGUCAGAUUAGGCCAUUAAAAUGAAUAUUUUUAGAAAAAAAAAUAGACUUAAAUUUUUACAUUAAAAAGAUAUGCAUUUUUUAAAUUCUGGGUGGAUCAGUUCCUAGGUCAGCCCCCCUCUAGCUCCGCUCAUGGCAAACACAAUUUAGUAUGUAGUACCGAGUAUUAUUUUUAUUUAUUUAUUACUUUAUCCUUCCCUGUUUAAAAGUCACUCUUUUUUUACACACAAUUUAAAAAAGUAACAUUGUUUGGUACUUUUUGCAUUGUUUCCUUUACCGAAUAUUGAAAGAGACAUUUUUUUAAACACGGUCCGAAAAGGAAAAGAAAUUUUAUUAAUUCAAGAUCCGAAAGAUAAAUUAAUUAUCAAUUCGGGAUUUGAAAGAUAAAAUGCAUUGAUAUAGGAUCCGAAUGAUGAAAAAUUAUCAAUUUAGGACCUGAAUGAUUGAAAACAAUUAAUCUAGGACCUAAGUUGUCAUAAUUUUUUUUAUUAAAAAUUUUUAAAUAUAAUUUUAUUUUAUUAAACUAAUAAACUUUUGUGAAGAAAAGUUUAUCAAAAUUAGUAAUGGAAUUAAUAAAAAUUAAAUAAAUCAAAACCUAUGAAAUGUUAGGUCCUAAAUUGAUAGUUUUCCAUCAUUCGGGUCCUAUACUGAUACGUUUCAUCUUUCGGGUCCUGAAUUGAUAUUUAAUCUAUUUUUUCGGGUCCUGAAAUUUAGGGAUGGACUCGGGUCUGGGCCGGGUCCGGGUCGGGCCUAGGCCCGGGCGGGCCGGCGGUUCAGAAAUGGUGGACCCGAGACCGGCCCGGGUAACCACCGGGCCCGGUCUGGGUUCGGGCCGGGCCGGGCCGGGCCCAUUAUCAUUUUUUUUUGUUUUCCUCUUCCUAAUUAACCCCCCUCCCACCCCCAACCCCCAAACCACCCCAAAAUACCCAGCCCAACCCGAAAAAAAAAUAAUUUUUGGCCGGGCUCGGGCCCGGCCGGUUCGGGCUUUGUUUUGGGUGACCCGAGCCCGGACCGGAAAACCCACGGGCCGGGCCUACCCGGACCAGUCACUGACCGGGCCACCAGGUCAGGCCGGGGCGGAACAGUACCGGUCCCGGGCCGGUUCCGGGUCGGGCCACCCGCCCCGAGUCCAUCCCUAUCCUGAAUUGAUAAAAUUCCAACUUUUUAAAUAGUAAUAACAUCCAAGUGUUUAUUUCUUACUCAUUUUUAAAAAAUACACUACAUACACAGAUACACUACUGCAUAUAUGAUAUUUUCAAUCAGACGAGGCCAUGAAACAUCAGUUAUCCUUGAUGAAACGUUUUGGGAUAAUUUCCAAGUUAAAUCAAAUUUAACACAUUUUUGAAAGUAACAUUUAAAGCAACUCCAUUCAUCGGCCGAAAGUACAAUAAAAUUUGGACUAUGCUAUUCACAGUCUCCGUUUUCAAUUACUUGGUACGGCCGGCUGUACCGUGUGCACGGUACAGCCGUUUUUUUUUUGUUUUGUAAUUAACAUGUGUUGCAAGCCUGCAACUCAUCUGCGAAGAGGAAGAAGGGCAUCGAUGAAGACGGAAAUCGACUGUCCAGGUCUCCAACUCGUGAAGCAGCCCAAGCCGCCACAUACUCCGAUCGAUUGGCGCAACGAAAUAUGACUUACACAGAUGACAAUUCUCAACAGCCGCAACUCUCCAACACGAGCGCAACACCUCAAACUCCGGCUUCAGCGGCGGUUUCUGGGCAGCACCUCGUGUAUAGCCCUAGUUGCUUCUUCUCCCUCUUUCUUGCUUUGGACUCUUCCUUUUUCUCUUUUUCUUACUUAAGUUUGGUGAGUGAGUUUGGUCACUUGUUGGCCACAAGUUAGAGAAAUCUAAGUUGUACCUAAUUCUUCAAAUGUGAGCAUAAUAAAUGAAAUUAUGAUCAUCGUAGACAUUUCAAAUGAG
This is a messenger RNA of Cuscuta europaea, 7054 nucleotides long. The record is from the annotation of a GenBank genome assembly. Lineage: Eukaryota; Viridiplantae; Streptophyta; Magnoliopsida; Solanales; Convolvulaceae.